Molecule: messenger RNA, 5101 nt
Organism: Pangasianodon hypophthalmus (striped catfish)
Lineage: Eukaryota; Metazoa; Chordata; Actinopteri; Siluriformes; Pangasiidae
Gene: amer3
Product: APC membrane recruitment protein 3
Exons: 3
Coding region: 58-2787 (909 amino acids)
Biological process (GO): regulation of canonical Wnt signaling pathway
Cellular component (GO): plasma membrane
Molecular function (GO): beta-catenin binding; phosphatidylinositol-4,5-bisphosphate binding
Source: RefSeq, a predicted model, not a curated record
CAUCCAGCUCCCUGCUCCGCGCGCGUGCAGCAGAUCCUGACAGUCUUACAGUUAUGAAUGUGUCUUGGCAAUAUGGAGUUGUCCAAUAACCAAAAACAGACUCGAGGGGACAAAAGUCCUAAAACAGAGACAAGUAAAGGUCAAUGCGCUGAAGGAGGCGGCUCUCCUGGCACCUCAGUUUACAUUACUGUCAGUGAAAACAAUCCAAAUGUGUCCUCAGAGAAUCUACUGUCUCCAAAUACCCUGGACAUACCUUCCCCAGACAUCAGUUCCAGUCUCUCUGAUGGGUGGACUCAAGACUUUAGCUAUGAUUAUGUUAAAAAGAGCAGAACUCACGACUGCGUGAUGGAAAUUAGACCAGAUAGCCCAUUAAGUCCUGAGAGCAGAGAUCAAGCAUGUUCACCAUCCAUGUAUCAUCACACCAGGCUUGUUAACAGUGCUAGCUUUCCUGAAUUUGGUGCAACUCAUCGGUUGUUACAUGAAAAUCAGUAUACAUCUGCCAACAACCGGGAAAUCAUUGAUUACCGCAAUCUGACACCUCAAGUGCCGUUUGUGCCUUCCAUCGCCAAGUCCAUUCCAAAGAAAAGGAUCUUUCUUAGGAAGCCCAAAAAGGCCAUCAAAGACCUUUUUGUCCACAAGAAGCACAAUAGUGAGAAAACAACAUCACCACGUACACCAUGUCGUGAAUAUGGACCAACAACAAAACAAACUAAGAAAUCCUCAAGAUGCCGUGAAUCCAGGACUUCUCGCAAAAAGAAUGACACACUUUCCGACUCCUCGAGUGAAGGGUGCGCUAACGUAUGCGAGGAUGCUGUGUCACUGAAAAGCUUCGGCUCACAAGCCGGUUGUGGAGAGAUAUUUGCAGAUGAGGAAUAUCUUGUCUCUCUUGAAGGGAUGCCAAAACUUAAAAUAAGCAGGGAUACCAGCGAAACUCUGAAACGAAGUCCUGCUGCCUUUCAGGGAGGCAUGGAGCAACUAGCAUCACCUUCUCAUCCUGAAGUCUUGGACUUGUUUGGAAUGUGGGACACCAUCAAUAGGACUGUUCUUUUUAGUCAAAGUUCGAGUGAAGAAAUGAAUACAACCUCUACACCAAUUUCUAUAUCAUCCUCCUCAAACGAGACAGCAUAUCCCAUUGAGAAUGAUACGAGCAAAAACAUGACAGAACAAGAAAAUAAUCCGAGUCAUACAGUGACACCAAAAAGUGAGAACCAAGAAAGCACCAGUGAUGAGGGUUACUGUGAUUGUAUUUCUACUGAAGAUCACACCGGGCAAUCUCUAACACCAAUAUUUUCCAGAAAAUUCCCUAGGGACACAUACAGUGGAGAUGCUCUCUAUGAGUUAUUUUAUGAUCCAAGUGAGGCUGAAAUGACCCCAAUUUUUGAUGAUGAGCUGGAUCUACCAAGCAGCAUUAUUGGCCAGCCAAGUCCAGACCUCCCAUUAUCCAUGUACAGCUUCCAUAUUGGAUCAGAAGAGAACCUGGCACCUCCUCUAUCAGUAGACCUCAUUGGUAGCCAUGACUUUCUGCAGAGUAACUGGGUAGGGAAGGACUGCUUACUGAAGCUUUGUGAUACAGAAAUUUCCCUGGCUAUGGGUAUCGUCAACUGGAUGAACCAUAGGAAAAUCAAGGGUAACCAUGCAGAGUUGGGAACUCCAGAGAUUAGCACUGGCGCUAAUGGAGAUGUAUGUCAAGAAGAAAAAGCUCAAAUAACGGAUCUUGAAAAUGUCCCAAGUAAAGCAGUUUUGAGGACCACUCAUAGUAGAGACAACAUACCUGACGUUAAAUUGAGCAAACCUUGUCAAGUAGAUGUUGGUCAUCUCUCAGUGGAUACAGUGAAACACCAUGCUGGAGUGGUUACAACACCAGAGAGCCAACCAAGGACCCCAACAAGUCAUGUAUGCUUCAGAAUAUUCAAUAUCAACUCACCAUCAACACCCAACAAGGAUUUGGAGUCUCCUGUAGGAUGUUCUCCUGGCUCUGGAACGAGUUCCUUGUUUGUGCUGGCCAUAAACAAAGAAUCUCUUUGUGAAUCUUGCAAGGGGUCCCUGAAACAUGGUGCCAAGGAGCUACACUUGUGCCAUUCGUGCACCUCCUUCAUUGAACGAAUAAAGAUGUCAGAGUUGUGGCCUUGUGCUAAUCUUUACCAAGCUAAGCUUGCAGGAAGUCCUCAAGUCUUGCUUCGUUCUCCAAGCAGCAGUUGCGGUAUAGCAAGUGACAUCAGUAUUCUUUCACUAGUUGAGCAGUGUGCUAAUCAGAUGUCUUCGUUGAAGCUUAACCAACAUCCGUCUGAACAUGAAAUGAGAGCUAUCGCCAAUCAAGGAAGUGAUAACUAUCCAAGGAAAGAUCGUGCCAGGAGGUAUGUCAAGUCCAAGCCCAAGAAGAAAGGGAAUGUAACAGGAAAAGUGGGUGAUAGUACAAAUGUCAAAGACCGUUUCAGCCAUGUAGCAUGUAGUCCAUCCCUACUGGAGGCGAAGAGGCUUGGCCUUGUCGCAACCAAUGGAUCAGACAGUUUAGUCCUGGAAGCAUACAAGAGUCCAUGCUACCUACAAACUAAUCCGUUCAAGGACACUGAUGUAUCUCAAGCUUCAAGGCCAACAUCCCUUCCUCUCACAAGUGCUACCUCCUCUCAUUUCUCUAAAAAAGAGCACCACGAUGCCAUCAAGGUCAAAGAAAAAACGCGUGAAAGAUCGCGACGAGACAGAAGACCAGCGGUGAACAGGGAUGGCUUAUCAGACAACGUAACCUCAGAGGAGAAGAAGAUGGAACGAAGGUGCAGGAUGAAGAAAUAAAGCAGAUUCUCAUCUCACAGUCAGAGCGACUUUAUCGGGCAGCUAAUAUCUUCACCAGCUGUCAAAAUGUACAUUUAUAAUGAACAAAUAUGUAAAUUAAUCAUGUAUCUCUCUUCAUUUGUUCUGUUGGAGAAAAUCUGAAUUAUUUCCUUUUUUUGACAUUGUGAACUAAUAUUUUUCUUCUCUUCCUCUUUUUAUUUUGAAGUGAAUAGAGAUUUUUGAUUGACUGAUACAUAAGUGAACACGGUUGAUAUUUUUGUAAACAUUCCCAGUGUUAGAACUCUUUAAGGUUCUGUGUAGAACAGUUUUAGGAAGAGAAGAGUGUGUAGCGUCGUACAGCUGCGUGUGGCGCGUCACUGUGUGUGUGUGUGUGUGUGUGUGUGUGUGUGUUAGCAUCAUAGCUUUGUGUUUAAAACCCAUUAAAGUAAAACUUUAAUGUGUGUUAAUGUAAAUACACAAGUACAGAUAUAAUGAAUAAUAAACCUCACAUAGAAUGAGCUCGUAAACAUUUUAUAAAAAAACCCGAAACAUUUAGACAAGUAAAUAUUUCCCCCCCAAAUUCUCAUUUUAUUAUUCUUCGUAAAGAACGCACAGAAAAAAUUACUUUUCUUUCGUUUAUUAUUUAUUUAUUAACUAUCCUUAGAAGAAAUUACACCAUGGAUUUAUUUAUUUUUAAUUGUUUUAUUUUAUUUUAUUUUUUGUUACAUUUUUAUUAGUUUGGUUUUUACAACCUUUACAUUGACUACCUAUUUAUUAUUAAAUUUAUUAUUUAUUUUUUAAAUGCUCUCUCUCUCUCUCUCAUAUAUAUAUAUAUUCUCCUUAUUUUAAAAAAGCCUUAUUUUCUUUAUAUUAUUUUAUUUAUAUUUGUACAACCUUCAGAUUUGUUACUUCUUCAUUAUUUUUUUAAUUUGUUUACUAUUAUCUAACAUUAUACACAGUGUGUAUGUGUAUUUACAUCUCAUCUCUAUUAUGUUUUUUCUUUUUUUUAAUUUUAUUUCUCCCUUCUUAUUUUUUUCAUAGUUUUUUCUACAACCUUUUUUGUUUUACAUUAUUGAUUUGUUUAUUCCUAAAUAUCUUGAUUAAUGGGGAAAUCGGGAAACCGUAACAGAAUUAUUUGAUUAUUGUAAAUGAAUGAGGAACUUUAUUUCACUGAGAAGGUGUGUGUGUGUGUGUGUGUGUGUGUGUGUGUGUGUGGGGCCAACGUGAUCUGAAUGUAGCAGCUGCUUUUACAACAACCUCAUUCACAUUCACACACACACACACACACACACACACAAAGCAAGCAGGUGUGUGUAUUCAGAUGCCUGCAGUUUAAAUGUAAUGAAUGUAAUUAAAUUAAAAAGGAUGUAGAAUUAAAAUGUCGCUUUGUGUUUAGUUUAAAACAAAUAUUUGGCAUUUUUAUGUUUAAUCUUAAAUUAUUUGCAUCAGAAAUUAAAAUAGAAGUGCUUUUUUUUCCUGUUGCAACAUUCUCAUUGACUUCUCAAUCUUCUCCUUGGAUUACGAUAUAUAUAUUUAUUUAAUUAUAAUUUUAUCACCUUGACUGGACUGAAUUGUUGAUUAUACAGUUAGCAUGUUAGCUUGUUAUUGUUAGCAGCACAUUCAGAGCUAAGUGUGUGUUUCUUCUGAGGAAGUUUCCUAGACUAGGGCAUGUUAAAGAGCGACAGUAUUAUAACACAUUGCACAUUGUGGUGUGCGAAAAGGGACACGAUUCAUCCAAAUGACUAGACGAAGGCAGAAAUAUAAUACAUUUGUAAAUAAAAAACAGUAAAAAAACAGAUUUUUUUGUUAUGUCAAGCAGCUAAUUUAUCACACAAGGUGAACAAUGAAUAACAUUUUAAAUAGCAAUAACACAAACACACGUAAAUGUAAUGAUAUAAGCUGUGACAUUUAGCGUAAGUGUUUAUAGAGUGAUGUUAAGAAUAAAAACUUUUAUAAAGGACGAGUGUUUUGGGGAAACAGCCUUGAAAUGUAGCCGUGAAUCUGCUCGUAUUUCUCGUGGAAGUGUUUUAUUGGUGUCGUUUCUCAGGUGAAUCAGUGAAAUGAAUCGAAUCAGUAAAUGAAUCAGUGAAUGAAUCAGUGAAUGAAUCAUCGCAUGUGAGACGAUCCUGUAGCGCACUAACGGUUUAUAGAUGAUAAAUAUCGUGUAAUAAACAUGUUGCAUGAUGUGUUUUUUAGGUGAUAUAAAGGCAUUAGUUUAGAAAAUUAAUAUUAUUUUACUGGAAAUUAUUAUUAUUAUUAUUAUUAUUACUAUUGUGCAAUAUCUCUGCCAGUGUCAGUGAUACAGAAUAAGAAGGUGAUUAAUAAACUUAAUCAA